Molecule: messenger RNA, 738 nt
Organism: Acanthosepion pharaonis
Lineage: Eukaryota; Metazoa; Mollusca; Cephalopoda; Sepiida; Sepiidae
Source: the annotation of a GenBank genome assembly
AUGAAGAGACAAGGAAACAUCAGAAAGCCUCAGUUUCCUCGCUUGGGCAUGACGCACUUCAUAGGUCUCUUUUUCGCCAUCUCUUAUUCGUAUUCUCUCUUGUUUCAUUUGUUCGAAAAAAAAAACCAAAAAACCAAAAAAAAAAAAACACAAACAAAAAACCAGCAACAAGAAAACGCUGUCAAUCACUUUCAUGCAUUACUCACUUUUAUUCUGUCUCUAAUUCACUGUGUUUAUAAACAUGCCUGUCCAUAUCUAUCUAUCUAUCUAUCUAUCUAUCUAUCUAUCUAUCUAUCUCAGUCUGUUCAUUGUCUAUCUGUCUAUCCGAGUCUGUUCAUUAUCAAUCUAACUCAGACUGUUCAUAUCUAUCUAUCUAUCUAUCUAUCUAUCUAUCUAUCUAUCUAUCUAUUCAUCUAUCUAUCUAUCUCAUCUGUUCAUUAUUCAUAUCUAUUCAUUCAUCUAUUCAUUCAUCCAUCUAUCUAUCUAUCUAUCUCGGUAUGUUCAUUAUCUCAUCUAUCUAUCUAUCUCAAUCUGCUCAUUAUUAUCUAUCUAUCUAUCUAUCUAUCUAUUCAUCUAUCAUCUCAAUCUGCUCAUUAUUCAUCUAUCUAUCUAGCCAGGCUAGCUAUUAAAACUGUUCAUUAUCUAUCUCAGUUUGUUCAUUAUUCAUCUAUUCAUCUAUUCAUCUAUUCAUCUAUCUAUCUACUAUCUAUCUAUCUCAAUCUCCAUAUGGAUAUCUAA